Molecule: messenger RNA, 840 nt
Organism: Hirsutella rhossiliensis
Lineage: Eukaryota; Fungi; Ascomycota; Sordariomycetes; Hypocreales; Ophiocordycipitaceae
Exons: 2
Coding region: 1-840 (279 amino acids)
Source: RefSeq, a predicted model, not a curated record
AUGUCUCGAUUCGACUGGACGCCCCUGCUGGCCGCCGUGGGCAUCCUGCGAUACCACAAGCUGGACGUGUGCGUGGGCGGAGAGGCUGCCUUUGCCUACUACAACGCUCUCUUCCUCGACUACGACGCUGGUGAUGGCCCCGUGUUUGAGAUCAUCGUGCCGGAUGAUUCCUACGCCGCGGCCCCCGGCCUCCUCUGCUCGACGGGCCUCUUCACGCCCAUCGACGCCCCCGACUCGACCGACUUUGACGGCGGCUGGCGCAGCAGCAACAACUUCCCGCACCUCGCGACCACGGGGUGGAACACGUCGCCCAGCCCCGUCGCCAUCGUGCCCGACGUCCGCGUCGCCAUAUACCUCGACCGCCGGAUCUGCUCCUUGGUCAACCUCGCCGACUGCAUCAGCGACUUCGGCCACAGCCCGGACCUCGAGGGGCUCGACCGCGACGAGAUCCGCUUCCUGCCGUGGCCGCGCCUGCCCGCGCUCGUCAGGUCGCUGCCCUGGCGCAUGGGCCACGCGGUUUGCGACGACGAGGCUAACCGCACCGCCGGCGGCGACGACGACGACGAGGGUGAAAAUGGUGUCUCGGAGCUGGACAGGAAGAAGGCAAAGGAGAGUCUCUGCGACGCCAUUGCGGAUCUCGUCGACGGCAUGGACAUCUCGACCGGGUGGGCGUGGACGUACCUCGGCGUCCAGAACAGGGAGCUGUGCGAGCUGGUCAGGAAGAUCAUCGCCGGCAAGAAGCAGCGCAUCUGGGACGCCGAGUUGGACCACGACGUUACGCGCGGCAUCCGCGACCGGCUGCAGCUCGACACCAUUCGCUCGAUUCCCGGCCGUAACUGA